GCGUGUGUUUGUGUGAGUUGGAAUAUUGGAUAUCCAGUUUUCCACAGAUCCUCAAACCACCAUUUUCCCCUUUAAAUCUAGACCCAUUAUGCUCAAGAGAACUUAAGGAAAACGCAAACAACAAACCCUCACUCUUUCCCAAGGUUUUAUUUCUUAAUUUGAUAAUGGAUUGGGAAACACCCUGGGUUGAUGACAAAGUUAUUGAUAUUAAAGGGGAAGCUGGAAUUUCAGCUUCUUAUUCAGAGCUCAGUGAUGAAGAUGUUAAAGAAAACAAUAUUAUUUCCAUUGAGUCAGUCCUCCCUGACGAACUGUUGGAACGAAUUCUAGCCUAUCUUCCCAUAGCAAGCAUUUUCAGAGCAAGUUCUGUGUGUAAAAAAUGGAAUGAGAUUGUGCAUUCUCAUAGGUUUUUACAGAACAUCUCAACCUUAUCUCAGAAACCUUGGUACUUUAUGUUCCCCAGUGCUGAUGAUUCCAUUGGGUUUGCCUAUGACCCCAUGAUUCGGAAAUGGUACAGCAUUGAACUCCGCUGUGAUAGAACAUCAAGAUGGUUUAUUGCUUCAUCAUGUGGCUUAGUGUGCUUCAUGGAUCAUAACACUAGAAGUCAGCUAUAUGUUUGCAAUCCAAUUACUAAAGUUUCUGAGAAAGUUGAGAUGCCUCGAUGUUCAAGAGAAUUUGAUUACAGCGGUCUUGCAGUCUCAGUGGAUAGAUCAUCACGCAACUAUACUGUAGCAGUUGUAAUAUCUAAGGAUACCCCAGAUGAUUUUGUUCAAUGGAUUCUCUCGAUCCAUAUUUAUUGUUCUGAAGCAAUGAUGUGGCUAUCACCUGUGACAGAAACUCUGACAGGGUGGAGAGGAGGAGAUAGUUGUGUGGUCUGUGAUGGGGUUUUCUAUUUCCUUAUUUACUCAACCAGAGGAUUGGGUUUUAGAGGAAACCGACAUGGUCUGCUCAGUUAUAAUCUUUCUAGCCGGUCUUCUAGUGGUAUGCUUAUUGAUAGUUUCAUCCCAGUACCUUGCCCUCUUACAUGUGGCCGGCUGAUGAACCUUAAGAACAAGCUUGUCCUGGUUGGAGGAAUUGGAAAACAAGAUCAGCCUGGCAUUAUUAAGGGGAUUGGCAUCUGGAUUCUUAAGGGGAGGGAUUGGGAAGAGGUUGCACGAAUGCCUCAUAAGUACUUCCAAGGAUUUGGGGAGUUUGACGAUGUCUUUGCAAGUAGUGGUUUUGAUGAUCUUGUAUACAUACAGAGUUAUGGUGCUCCAUGUCUUCUUAUGUUUGACAUGAAAAUGAGGGAGUGGAAGUGGUCACAAAAAUGUCCUAUCUUAAAGAGGUUCCCCCUUCAACUUUUCACUGGUUUUAGCUUUGAGCCAAGGAUUGAUGUUUCUCCCUAAUUGAUUGCUUUCACAGUUUAUUAUUCCCUUAGGUGGUGUUUAUACUUCAUAGGUUUGUCCCAUACUCUUGUAUGUUUGUGUUGUAUCUUCAAAUACUUUGGUGUUCAACUUUUUGGGAAAGUUCAAAGGAAGUGUUUGAGCAAUCAAAGUUACAUUAUUAUGAAAUAGUAAUUCAUAAAUUUCACUUU
Molecule: messenger RNA, 1570 nt
Organism: Quercus robur (English oak)
Lineage: Eukaryota; Viridiplantae; Streptophyta; Magnoliopsida; Fagales; Fagaceae
Product: F-box/kelch-repeat protein At3g61590-like
Exons: 2
Coding region: 165-1382 (405 amino acids)
Molecular function (GO): protein binding
Source: RefSeq, a predicted model, not a curated record